Ceratitis capitata (Mediterranean fruit fly) is the source of this 929-nucleotide messenger RNA. RefSeq lists its product as uncharacterized. Bases 250 to 909 code for a protein of 219 amino acids. The transcript is spliced from 3 exons. The record is from RefSeq and is a predicted model, not a curated record. NCBI's taxonomy places the organism in Eukaryota, Metazoa, Arthropoda, Insecta, Diptera, Tephritidae.
UUUUUCUGUGUUAACAUUCCUAACUAUUUGACGUCAUGAAAACAACAUUUUAGUUAAAUAAAAAAUAUACAUACAUACAUACAUACAAAUCUAUGUGAAAAAAUUAUUGCUUCAGAAAUAUUUUGUCCAAGCCGUUAAAAUAGUUAGCAAAAUUGUUUUUGUAAACAUUCGGCGCAAAUUUUGAAAAUUUUGUUACGUUUCUCUAUCACUUCAGCAAAAUCUUGCUAAAACUUGAAUCUGAGGAAACACAUGUCUGCAUUCAAGAAAAUGUUCAAUCUUUUACGGCCGAAUAAAAUCAGUGGUAGCAUAUUGGAUGUGAGGACCAUGAGUGACAAAAGUGUGCCUUCCAACUACUCGGGCAAUACUCGGCCCAGUGUGUAUACCUUUAGAAAUGGUUAUAGUGUUGCAUGCAGAGCAUCGACCACGUCAACAAGAUCAGAAGUAUCCCAUGUUAACUACGCCAAUGAGCUAAAUAACUGGCGGCAAAUAGAACCGAACACCACAUUGCCUUUGCCAAGCAAUUCUAUUAUGCCGGGUUACUAUGGUCAAUAUGGUUUCUCCGAUCCGUAUCCAACAACUAUGCAAUACCAAAACUCUAGUUAUGGCUACCCAUUUUUGCCUGAAAAUCAAUUGAUGCCACCAGAGGCUCCGUUGUUUCCAGAUAAUCGUUUGAUGGGCGUUGAUAGCCCAUUGCCAGCAAUGCCCAGCAUAACACCGAUGCCCGAAUCGAGAGGUAUGCGACCUGAUGCAUUUAGAUCUGGUAUGGUUACUAUACCACUGGAUAAGUUAAAGAGGAUGCGCGCAGCUAAAGAUUUAUAUAACAUUUUGAAUUAUUUGGAAAGCGAUGAAGCAUUUUUGAGAAAAAGCAAAACAAGUAAAACAAAGAAAAGUAGCAAAAAAAUACUUUAAACUUGAUCCAAUUUAAAUUU